UUAAUUUCCAUAUCAAAUUAAUUUCUCGUUCAAUUAAGCAAUGACAUCAAUGGUGGCACCCAUCAACAUGGGGCUACAAUUUCGAGGAAAUUGGUGCAAUGUCAACAAGAACAAGGGAAGGGAGUUUUUGAAGCCAAACUUUAAUUCCUCAUGCAACACUAAUAUUGCAUUGAACAAUAAACGAAGAUUUUCAUUGUUGGUGACUGCAAGUUCUCAAUGUAGUCCUGGGAGAAUAAUGGGCACAAUCAAUGAAAUAAAACAUGUUCCAAUGAUUCAUCCUGCAGCAGGAAAGUUGGCAAAUGAAAACAAACAACAUACAACCCUUGUUACCUUGUUUCGUGGAAGGUUUGUGAAAGACAGGUCUGUAUAUAGGCAAAUUUUCUUUGUCAGAUCUUACGAAAUUGGCCCGGAUAAAACUAUCACCGUGGAGACACUAAUGAAUUUUCUCCAGGAAACUUGUCUAAAUCAUAUGUCCAACUGUGGGGUAAGUCAAAACGAUUUUGGAGCUACUCACGAAAUGGACCUUCGCAAACUCAUAUGGGUUGUUACUCGUAUUCAAGUUCAAGUACAGAGAUAUAGCAAAUGGGGGGAGGAAAUUGAGGUUGAUACUUGGUUUGAUAUUGCCGGAAAGAAUGGGAUUCGGAGAGAUUGGAUAAUCAGGGAUCAUUAUACCAAAGAGAUCAUAGCAAAAGCAACUAGCACAUGGACGAUGAUGAAUAGAGAAACAAGAAGAUUAUCCAAGAUAUCUGAAGAAGUCAGACAAGAACUGGUUCCUUUCUUCUUUAAUAAGCUUGCCAUUGCCAGGGAAGAAAUAGAUCAUCAGAAGAUACACAAGCUCACUGACUCCACUGCUGAGAGUUUUCGAUAUGGAGUGACUCCAGGGUGGAACGACAUGGAUGUUAACCAGCAUGUUAACAAUGUAAAAUACAUCAGAUGGAUCUUAGAGAGUGUGCCAAGAGAAGUAUUAGAAGAUUAUAAAAUGACAAGCAUGACUUUAGAGUUUCGGCGCGAAUGUACUCAAUCAGAUUUGUUGGAAUCAAUAAGUAGUUCAUCCUCCAACGUGACUGGUGCCUCUAAUAAUGACUCUGUUAACACAAAACCUGACCUGCAAUAUAUACACCUGCUUCGUCUACAAGACACUAAAGCCGAGUUGGUCCGAGCCAGAACAGAAUGGCAUCUUAAGCAAAAUCACAAGUGAUGCAAGUUAUAUAUGACGGUUUUAAAUUGUGCGUGAUAUAUAUACCAAUGAUAGCAUGGAGGCAUAUGUGGACCCAACCAAUACCAUACUACUACAAUUUUAGCUAGUUUUUGUUCACUCUUCUGAUCUUGCUUUUCUAGAUCCUUUAUCUCAUGUUUAAUAAUUUGCCAAAUAUGCUUAUUUAUACAAUUUGACUAUGAUGGCAAAAGUUGUAUUAAUUCAUUCAAUCUGAAGAAUGAUGUUUUGAUUCAAUCCUAUUAGAAAUAGUAAUUCAAAUUUUUAAACGAAAUAAAAUAAAGGAGAAUAAUUGAUGGAUUGCUCAAGCU
Messenger RNA from Glycine soja, 1524 nucleotides. Its product is annotated as palmitoyl-acyl carrier protein thioesterase, chloroplastic-like. Bases 41 to 1198 code for a protein of 385 amino acids. Gene Ontology annotation, biological process: fatty acid biosynthetic process. The transcript is spliced from 6 exons. The record is from RefSeq and is a predicted model, not a curated record. Gene Ontology annotation, molecular function: fatty acyl-[ACP] hydrolase activity; acyl carrier activity. Lineage: Eukaryota; Viridiplantae; Streptophyta; Magnoliopsida; Fabales; Fabaceae.